This is a messenger RNA of Dicentrarchus labrax (European seabass), 619 nucleotides long. RefSeq names its product LYR motif containing 5b (gene lyrm5b). Gene Ontology annotation, biological process: respiratory electron transport chain. The transcript is spliced from 3 exons. The record is from RefSeq and is a predicted model, not a curated record. The coding region runs from base 189 to 440 and encodes 83 amino acids. Lineage: Eukaryota; Metazoa; Chordata; Actinopteri; Moronidae. Gene Ontology annotation, cellular component: mitochondrion.
GUUUUAUACAAACGGAGUUUUAGUUGUUUUGAAGUUCUCCAACCCGCCGUUAGCACUGUUAGCUUGCUAGCUAACUGAGCGGGUCACAAAGUGAACUUUGUCCCACAGUUGGAGCAGCUGCUGCGGAGAGCAGAGGUCAGUCCCACAGCUCAGCUCCCUCUUCCUCCUCCUCCUCUUCCUCCAGGACGAUGGCGAACCCUCUGAGGGCUGAAGUGGUCCGACUUUAUAAAAAUCUCCUCUACCUCGGACGGGAGUACCCCAAAGGAGGCGACUACUUCAGGGACCGUCUGAGAGCGGCGUUCGCUAAAAACAGAUCGGUGCAGGACCCGGAGCAGAUCAAGGAGAUGAUCGCUCGGGGGGAGUACGUGGCCCGAGAGCUGGAGGCGCUCUACUACCUGAGGAAGUACAGAGCCAUGAAGCAACGCUACUACGAGGAGUAACAGACACUCACACUGGCACAAACUACAGGAUCCAUUCAUCCUGCUGAAGCACGAGACAAACAUAAGAGGAAAAAAAUCUUUGUAUUUAUUUCAAACAGCGGACGGCGUCCCCUCAAGACAAAAACCAAAUAACUGAAUCAGUACGGAGAGAAAACAAAUAAAAGUAUAAAAAAAGACAA